Molecule: messenger RNA, 3226 nt
Organism: Dama dama (fallow deer)
Lineage: Eukaryota; Metazoa; Chordata; Mammalia; Artiodactyla; Cervidae
Gene: ST8SIA6
Product: ST8 alpha-N-acetyl-neuraminide alpha-2,8-sialyltransferase 6
Exons: 8
Coding region: 30-1226 (398 amino acids)
Biological process (GO): oligosaccharide metabolic process; N-glycan processing
Molecular function (GO): alpha-N-acetylneuraminate alpha-2,8-sialyltransferase activity
Source: RefSeq, a predicted model, not a curated record
GGUGGCGCCGACCGCGCCGGUGGUUCAGGAUGCGGCCGGGGGGCGCACUGUUCGCCCUGCUUACCAGCCUGCUGCUGCUGCUGCUGCUUCGCCUGCUCUGGUGCUGGACCGACGCGCCCUCCCGUUCCAGGUUCUUGGUGGAAGAAAGCAGGGAGGCCACCCACAGCAGCCCCGCUGCUCCCAGGACGCUCCGGAGCUCGGCGACCCUACCCCCGCGCACGGGGAACAGCACAUAUCUGAAUGAGAAGUCCCUCCACCUGAUGGAUCGAUGCCAAAAUCUGCACACGGGCUUGGAGACUUUAUCUAACAGAACAGGAAAGUAUUCAGAGGAUGACUAUCUUCAGAUUAUCACAAAUAUCCAGAGCUGUCCAUGGAAACGACAAGUAGAAGAAUAUGAGAAUUUUAGAGCAAAACUCGCUUCCUGUUGUGAUGCUGUUCAAAACUUCAUUGUUUCUCAAAACAACACUCCCAUCGGGACCAACAUGACCUAUGAGGUGGAAAGUAAAAGCAAAAUCCAAAUUAGAGAAAACAUUUUUGAUAUGUUGCCAGUGUUUCAGCCUUUUGUGGGAUACUCUUUUAAUCAGUGCGCAGUGGUUGGAAACGGGGGGAUUCUGAAUCAGUCUCUCUGUGGAGCUGAAAUCGAUAAAUCUGACUUCGUUUUUAGGUGUAAUCUCCCCCCAACCACAGGAAAUGUUACCAAUGAUGUUGGCACUAAAACCAACCUGGUGACUCUAAAUCCCAGUAUUAUAAAGCUAAGAUAUGGGAACUUAAAGGAAAAGAAAGCAAUAUUUCUGGAGGACGUUGCAGCCUAUGGAGAUGCUUUCGUCCUUCUGCCUGCGUUUUCCUUCAGGGCCAAUACUGCGGCCUCUUUUAAGGUGUACUACACACUGAAGGAAUCUAAAGCAAGACAAAAGGUUUUAUUUUUCCAUCCCAAGUACCUGAAAAACCUUGCACUCUUCUGGAGGACUAAAGGUGUGACCGAAUAUCGCCUGUCCUCCGGCUUGAUGAUCACAAGCGUGGCAGUCGAGCUGUGUGAGAACGUGAAGCUGUAUGGAUUCUGGCCCUUCUCUAGAACUGGAGAGAACAUGCCUGUCAGCCAUCACUACUACGACAAUGAGUUACCUAAACGCGGUUUCCAUGAGAUGCCCAAAGAGUAUAAACAAAUUCUCCAGCUUCACGUGAAAGGCAUCCUCAAGUUACAGUUUAGUAAAUGUGAAACAGCCUGAAUGCCUUUAAAUGGGCAUCAUGUUCACAUAAUGCAGUUGGUGAGUAACAAUAUUCCCAAACACCGAGAGAGAGGGUUGUAGGGUUUCAUAGGAAGAGUCCCAAAAUUUGGUUGGCUCCAUGCUCCACACUAUGUUUGCAACCUUAGCAACUCAUUACUGAUCUUCAGUUUCUCUUCCUAUAAAAUGGGGAUCAUGAAAUCUAACUCAUAUUAGGAAAAUGUGAUCAUCUAUGAAAUCUUUUGGCAAGUAUUUGGUGUGAGGUAGGGACUCUAAGAAUAUUUCUUUGUUGAUAUUUUUAACAACCAUUUUCACCCUCACCAGAGAUAUUAAAAGGUAGGCUGUCUUAAAGACUCUGUUUGGAGAGAAUAGCUGAGUUGCCAAGUACCACUGCAAUUCUUUCUCUGGCAGGAAUCUCUAUUAUCCAUAAAAUCUUUCCUGCCUUUCUUCCUAUCUUAAAAAGUGCAUAUAAGAAAAUUGUUUACUUAAACAAAAAGCCUUUUGUUAUUCAGGAAUGACUCCUUAUGCUUCUGAUUACAUUCACUUGUGUCUUGAACUGCACUGAUGUAGUGGCUGGAUUUAGGCCAAUUCUUUUCCUCUUUUACAUUUAAAAAUCACUCUUUAACAUACCUAUAUUUACUCCUUCAAGGGCAGUUACAAUUUUUCUUAUCUGUUGUCUUGUCUGUGGGGAAUAGCUGGUUCAUGCUGACCCUUUCCCACGCUCUGUGAGAGAGAGAUAAAAAUGACUUAAGGCCUGCAGGAAGGAAGAGUUGCGUUUUGUAAACACAUUGAUGUGCGUUUUGUAAACACAUUGAUGUGCGUUUUGUAAACACAUUGAUGUGCAUUUUGUAAACACAUUGAUGUGCGUUUUGUAAACACAUUGUGCUCAAUGUUCACUAAAGCUUUGAGGAGACAGUACUGUGAGGAAUGAAACAAGAAUGAUUCAAUAGAUUUCAGUGAAAUCUAUUUCAGAGAAGAGGUGCUUUCUGAAUUAAACCUAGUAAAGGAGGAAGGCUUCACCAUAUGAAGAAGAAUCUAGGUAGAGGAAAUUUGAUUGGAGAGAAAGCAGUCCCCUUGAUUCCGGUUGAAGUUAUUUGAGGGUAGAGCAUGGUCUUUGCCCGCCAGACUUCCACGUGAUGGUGGGAUAGAUAGCCCACGGGGGUGGUGGGUUGGACCCACAUCUGUGAAAUGGGAAUAAUACCAAGCUGAUUGAUUUCAUAGGAAAGUCGUAAAAACUAAAGCCCAGAGAAACUUAAUUCUCAGCAAGGAAAGGUGUACGUUUACAUGAGAACUAAGACUAAUCAUUUAAACACCAAUAUGAAAUAAAGCUUAAGGAGACAUUGAAUACUAGCAUUUUCACUACACUCCCUUAUGUUAUGAUGAUACAUGUUUAUGUAGUUUAUCCCUGCAGCUAUUGAAUAAGUUAUUUGACUUAAAUAAGUAAUUACGUGCACACUUUCCUACUCAUUUUUGUACCAGUGUGAGAAGAGCAGAAAUGGACAGCACGACAAAUUCAUUAUGAAUAUAAUUCUGAAUUCUUAACUUAGCCAGAUUACUGUUUUAUUCAACAUUCACUUGUAAGAACACUCUGCUGCCAACUGCUUAUUUUGCAAAACUAAUCUUUAAUUUUUAGUUUGAUUGUAGUUGACUUUUGUGAUACUUUUCUUAAUUCACGUUCUCAUUUGUUCUUCUAUAGCAAAUGAAACCUAUUACCUCCAUAAAUUGGUUUAAAAGUUCAUAUAUAAAUAUUUUCUAAAAGAACCAUGCUUUUAGUUGCAUAGAGUCUAAUUCAUGUAUCUUUUUGUAGCAAUGAAUAAAUGACUGUUUUCUACUGCUUCUAAUGGGUUUAAUUAGUUUUUAAAAAUCUGCUAGCAGGAUUGGUAAUGUCUCUAUCAUGUUAUUAGCAGUGAUUAUGAAAAAUAGAUCGGAACACUCUAGUAUUUUAUAGUUUAGUAAAAUGUUUUCCUCAAAAUGUUUUCUGCUGGGUAGAAACUUCAACUUUG